Enterobius vermicularis (human pinworm) is the source of this 450-nucleotide messenger RNA. NCBI's taxonomy places the organism in Eukaryota, Metazoa, Nematoda, Chromadorea, Rhabditida, Oxyuridae. The record is from the annotation of a GenBank genome assembly.
AUGGCUUGCAAGUUAAUUUUUAGUCUAUUAAUUGGAUUUGUAAUUUCUAGGUUAAGAAAAGAAACCCUAGGCUUUUCGGCUGUUGCGAAGUAUUUCCGUUGGUCGGGGUCUGCUAGUUCACGUGCCUACAAACGAAAUGUCGGGCUGAAACUGGCGGGAAGGGAAAGCGACUGUCGGAGUUGGUCGACGCAUUUAUCGGCUGUCUGGGAUGGACAUGCGGAAGGAGAUGGUGAGUCAAAAGAUUCAGUGCCAUUGCUGUCAGGACCACAUACAGGCUUCUGUGUGGAUUUGGCCUGCAUGGGCGGGUUAUUGGAGGGGAACCGUCUGUUUGAACAGGAAACCUUGGUUGCAAAAAGUUUUGGUACGUGGACACUUGACAGUUUAACUACGUCUAGUUCUGUUUUGGGUGGGACCUUACGAGGUGUUGAGGGUUCUGCCAUGCUUAUGUAA